GGUUCUAUAGGUGGGAACGCUGAUCCUCAUAUUAAUGCCUCGAGCCGCGAACGGGAGGUGCUGAGGUGGCGAAGAGCGGUAGGAGGGUCCGUAGUCCGCAUCCGCACCCACGCGGCAGAGAUCGGACAUGGAAUCGUUAUCAAAGUCCGAAAUUUGGUGCCUUUUGAUGGCCAUGGUUGA
Bipolaris victoriae FI3 is the source of this 180-nucleotide messenger RNA. RefSeq lists its product as hypothetical. NCBI's taxonomy places the organism in Eukaryota, Fungi, Ascomycota, Dothideomycetes, Pleosporales, Pleosporaceae. The transcript has a single exon. The annotation marks the transcript as partial. The record is from RefSeq and is a predicted model, not a curated record.